AUGCCGCUUAUAUACGCCCUCAUUGCGAGGGGCAAUGUAGUGCUAUGUGAGCACGCGGACAGCGAAGGGAACUUCCCCACUGUCACUCGGCUUCUUCUCUGCCGUCUCCCAACCGACAAGCAGCGCAUGUCCUACAUAUACGACAGAUUCGUCUUCCACUAUAUCGUGUGCGAUGGGCUCACCUUUUUAACAAUGGCCGAUGAUAGCGCAGGAUUUGCGCUGCCAUUCGAAUUCUUGGAGGCUGUCAAACAGCAAUUCCUGCCACAAUACCGCGAUGCAGCCAAGACCGGCAUCGCGUUGUCGCUGCAAAGCAGCUUCGAGCCUACCAUAAAAACCAUGCUUGAGUCGUUUAACUCCCACCAAACCCUUGAUGAUUUCAGACAAAUUCGCACUCAGAUUGACGGAAUUCACUCCGUGAUGAUUGACAGCAUCGACAAGAUUCUUCAACGAGGGGAGAGGAUAGAUCUGCUGGUGGACCAGUCGGAGCAGCUGAACCAGGAGGCUAUAACGUUUAGACGCCAGGCCCGUCGUCUCAAAAAUGCCCUGUGGUGGCGCAACGUGCGAAUCAUUGCAAUGGUCAUCAGCAUUAUCUCUAUGCUCUGUGUAAUUAUUGGGAUGGUCUCUUGUGGCGGGGUCACCUUCCCGUCUUGCAGAGGAUCCUGA
This is a messenger RNA of Eimeria maxima, 663 nucleotides long. RefSeq lists its product as hypothetical. The record is from RefSeq and is a predicted model, not a curated record. Gene Ontology annotation, biological process: vesicle-mediated transport. Lineage: Eukaryota; Apicomplexa; Conoidasida; Eucoccidiorida; Eimeriidae. The transcript has 8 exons. The coding region runs from base 1 to 663 and encodes 220 amino acids. Gene Ontology annotation, cellular component: membrane.